This is a messenger RNA of Cooperia oncophora, 960 nucleotides long. Lineage: Eukaryota; Metazoa; Nematoda; Chromadorea; Rhabditida; Trichostrongylidae. The record is from the annotation of a GenBank genome assembly.
AUGGACAAGUCCAACAUAGUCUUACUGGGACCAUCAGGGAGCGGGAAAACCUACUUAACGCAGUCAAUGUGUGAUUGCACUACUCUGACACAAGCGGGAUAUGUCGGUGAAGAUGUGGAGACGGUGAUUCAGAAGUUGCUCUCCAACGCUCACGGUAGCGUCGAAAGAGCACAGCAAGGAAUUGUCUUUCUGGACGAAUUCGAUAAAAUUCACUCUUCAAGCGAUCCAGUUCACUCUGUCGGAAAUCGUGACGUGAGCGGAAGAGGUGUACAGCAAGCUCUUUUAAAACUCGUCGAAGGGACCGUAGCGAAGGUGAAAAUGCCCGGACAAAUGGGGCAUAAGGUUGACGUCGACACUACGAAUAUCCUGUUUAUCGCAUCUGGUGCAUUCUCGAAUCUUGAGCAGAUCGUGGCACGACGAAUUGACAAGCGAGUGCUCGGUUUUGGUGCAACAUUCGCUAACAUUGCUGAAGAUCUUGCUUCCACUGAUGAAUCGAUCGCUGCCGAAAAGCGUAACCAAGUGCUACAGCAAAUCGAUCAGUCGGAUCUGAUGCAGUUUGGAAUGGUGCCAGAAUUGGUUGGGCGCUUUCCAGUGCUCGUGCCAUUUCAUGCUCUGGACGAAAAGAUGUUGAUUCGAGUACUGCAGGAACCUCGUAACAGCCUUAUCUCUCAGGCACAGCGUUUCUUCGCAAUGGACAGUAUACAACUAAGAUUCACUCGAGGAGCGAUAAAUGAAUUAGCGCGACGAGCCGUUCAACGGAAAACUGGCGCCAGAGCUCUCAGGUCCAUUCUGGAAAGUGUUCUACUGCAACCGAAAUUCGAAUGUCCUGGAACAGGUGUUCACACCGUCGUUAUCACUGGUAGCACAGUACGGGGCGAAUCCGAUUAUUUGACAAUGUCAACUUCAUCAAACAAAAGCCCCGACAGCGUUGUACCGACAGAUUCAGCAAUAAUUGAAUGA